AUGUUCACUUCCGGUUCGUUGAACCAAUUAAAUUCUGCUGAAUUUGGAUCUAGGGGAAUUCAUCGCUUAUUUUUCAUUUCGAACUUUUUUGACGUAACGCGGGAAUUGUUAUGAAUUCACGUCUCGAUAUUGUUGUUUUUCUCCUUUCGAUAUCACGUUUUUGUAUCAGAUUUUCUCGAUGUUCUGCAAAUGACAUUUUUCUAUAAUCAAUCUUGUUCACGAUGAAAUGUGCCAUUCCAGGUGCCAAUUGCAAAAUUUUGGGAAGGGCUAUACACGCUCUUGCCAAAAUAAGCGAAGAAAUGUAUGUUGAACCCAGAGAAGAAUCACUCUCAUUUCGAUCUGUCAGUCCAACAAAUUCUGCGUACUGUGACUUCACUUUCCAAGAUAGUUAUUUUACGUUUUACUCGUUCGGAAAUUUAGAGGAAGAGGAUGCUCUCAAGUGCAAAAUCUCUAUGAAAAGUGCGCUUACUGUCUUCAAAUCGCUGCCGGUCAUUGAAAAACUUGUCAAAACUUGCCACAUUAGACUGGAACCCAAUUCCGAUCAGCUAAUUUUCAUAUUCGAAUUUAAAAAUAGCGUAGUUAAGACAUUUUUUCUUCCUAUCAUAGACUGUGAACAAUUGACUGGACCAUUGAUCCAGGAUAAUUUACCAAAUAAACUUUCUGCGCAAGCUCGUGUACUCACAGACGUUUUACAGAACUUUCAACAAAAUCUUCCCGAAAUAACAUUGGAAGUAAUGCACCAAAAGUUACUAAUGAGAAAUUACGUGGACGAAACUUCCACUAUGGCCAACUCCACAAGAACACAACUGGCAGUAACGAUUGGUGAAUUUGACGAGUACAAAAUUGGCCAAGAAGCUCAAAUAACCUUUUGUUUGAAGGAAUUCAGAGCAAUAUUGAGUUUUGCAGAAGCACUAACAUUGCCUCUUAAUGUUUAUUUCGAAACAAUGGGAAAACCGGUGUACUUUGACCUAAAGCAGGCAUCGUUCAAAGCGAAUCUCGUUCUUUCGACACUGAAUCCAGAGAGUAACGAUGUUUCCACGGCAUCGACACACGAGUUUAAACAAUCGAUGCGAAAAAAAACAACUGGGAAAAAGACGUCGAGACAACCGGCAAAAACGUCGAAGCGAUCUUCGAAUAAGUCGAAUGUUUUGAACGAAUCAGCAAUUAGCAAAACCAAAGAAACCCCGCUCUUGAAUCGAACAAAUUCACAAAAUAUUUCGCGUCAAACAUCGUUUCAAAACAUUGACGUUCCAACUUCUCAUGUGAACAAUACAAGAUCGAAUGAUAUAAACAAUCGAGAACUGUCCACUAAUGCCACGUCGACUCAUCAAACACAGGAAAACAUCUGCAAAAGUCUAGAAAUUUCACUCCAAUGUCGAGCCAGUACUUCGAAAAAUUGUAGCCCAGUCGUAUCGAGUCUUGGAACAGCGGGCAGCAGAAUAACUGAGCCAUCGAUAUUUUCACCAAGUUGGAAAAAACAGAACGAUAACAGAGAGGAAGAGAAUUUGGAUGAAAUGAUGGAAGUUGAUGCAAUACCUGCUUCUCCACCUCUGCCUAUUGUAAAAGUGAAAAAAAUUUUCAGAAAGUGUUACGAUGCGACGUUUGACACAAGAAUGUUAGUUGGUCAUGAUUCAAUUUUGGCUCUUGACUCCGAUGAAGAGAGUUGAUUCGGAUUCGAUUAUGUACAAUUUUCCAUUCAAAAGGACUGGAUCCAAAACAAAUUUUGAAUUUGCUAAAAAAAGAGGUAUCUUAACAUUCGAUUGCCCAAAACCAUUCAAUCAAAAUAGGAACAAAUCUAGAAAAGCUUUAGCGGAGCAAAUGCAUUUAUUUCCAUUUCAACUGACUGAACAAAGAUUGUACUUCUCUUAUAAUCAUUGUGAUGAGAAUUUUCCUUCAACAGUCCGAUCAAAAAUAUUCUAUGUACUUAGUUAAGGAUUUUUUUUAAGCAAAUUCAACAAAAUAAAAGAUUUUUGUAUUGUUAA
This is a messenger RNA of Venturia canescens, 1982 nucleotides long. RefSeq names its product cell cycle checkpoint control protein Rad9 (gene Rad9). Gene Ontology annotation, biological process: cellular response to ionizing radiation; DNA repair; mitotic intra-S DNA damage checkpoint signaling. Bases 222 to 1667 code for a protein of 481 amino acids. NCBI's taxonomy places the organism in Eukaryota, Metazoa, Arthropoda, Insecta, Hymenoptera, Ichneumonidae. Gene Ontology annotation, cellular component: checkpoint clamp complex. The record is from RefSeq and is a predicted model, not a curated record. The transcript has 6 exons.